Penicillium maclennaniae is the source of this 2052-nucleotide messenger RNA. It is a transcript of the gene sly1, whose product is annotated as syntaxin-binding protein. Gene Ontology annotation, molecular function: syntaxin binding. Gene Ontology annotation, biological process: intracellular protein transport; endoplasmic reticulum to Golgi vesicle-mediated transport. The coding region runs from base 1 to 2052 and encodes 683 amino acids. Gene Ontology annotation, cellular component: Golgi membrane; cytosol. Lineage: Eukaryota; Fungi; Ascomycota; Eurotiomycetes; Eurotiales; Aspergillaceae. The transcript is spliced from 5 exons. The record is from RefSeq and is a predicted model, not a curated record.
AUGUCCCUCCGAGACCGCCAGGUCGCUUCCAUUCAGAAGCUUCUUAAUUUGAACCAUGACCCUCGUCCCGCCGAUGAGGCUUCUCACGAUUCGUCCAUCCAUGGUGGUCUGGUCUCUCACUUUACCCCAAUCUUGAAUGAAGAUGGCGACCCCAUCUGGAAGGUCCUGGUCUUUGAUGGCAUGGGCCGCGAUGUCAUCAGCAGUGUCCUUCGAGUCAAUGACCUCCGCGCCUGGGGUAUCACGAUUCAUCUAAGCCUUCAUUCUCAAAGAUAUCCCAUUCCUGACGUUCCCGUUGUCUACUUGGUGGAGCCGAAUGCUGCGAAUAUCCAGGCGAUCACGCGCGAUCUCUCCCAGGGCCUUUACUCUCCAGCCUACAUCAACUUCCUCUCCUCCGUCCCCGCCCCCUUCUCGAGGACUUUGCUUCUCAAAUUGCCAUUUCUGGCGCAUCAGAAAAUAUUGCUCAACUUAGGCCUUGGAAAUGAUGCAUACUACAAGAUCAACAGCCCGAAAACGAACGAUGAGGAUCUGGACGCAAUCGUGGAUAAGGUGGUGAGUGGUCUGUUCAGCGUGAGCGUCACAAUGGGUGCCAUUCCUAUCAUUCGAUGCCCGAAGGGUGGAGCCGCGGAGUUGAUUGCAACCAAGCUGGACCGGAAACUGCGUGACCACAUUCUCAACUCCAAAGACAACUUGUUCUCAGGCAGCCAGAAGGCCUUGCCUGGGGUUCCCUCGGCUCGUCCUGUUUUGAUCAUCAUGGACCGGAACGUCGACUUGGUUCCCAUGCUUUCACACUCCUGGACAUACCAGUCCCUCGUACAGGACGUACUUCAAAUGCGCUUGAAUCGUAUUACUUUGGACACGGACGAGCAGGACUCGGGCAAGGUCACCAAGAAGUCAUACGAUUUGAACAGCAGCGACUUCUUUUGGCAGCGAAAUGCCGGAGCGCCCUUCCCUCAGGUGGCCGAGGAUAUCGAUGCUGAGUUGACACGGUACAAGGAGGACGCAAACGAAAUUACGAAGAAGACAGGCGCUUCCUCGAUUGAAGAUCUCCAAAAUGAUACCAGUGCCUCCGCACAGCAUUUGAAGGCUGCCAUCACCCUGCUUCCGGAGCUGCGUGAGCGCAAAUCCGUUCUCGAUAUGCACAUGAAUAUCGCCACUGCCCUUCUCAAGGGCAUCAAAGACCGUCAGCUGGACAACUUCUUCGAGCUGGAGGAGAAUAUUGUCAAGCAGUCCAAGGCACAGCUACUUGAGCUGAUCAAUGAUCCUACCAAGGGUAGCAACCCGCAGGACAAGCUGCGCCUUUUCAUCAUCUGGUUCCUUAGCACAGAAUCUGAGCUGAGCCGCACUGAGAUGACUCAAUUCGAAGAGGCGCUGACCAAGGCCGGCGUCACAGACGUCUCUCCUCUAUUUUAUGUGCGCCAGGUCCGCGAGAUCACCCGCAUGACCAUGAUGACCACGGCAGCUCCCGAACAGCAAUCCAACGACAUCUUCCGUGGGUUCUCCUCACUCUCCAACCGUCUUACGGACAGGAUCGCCUCCGGCGCCCUCGGUGCCAAUUUCGACUCACUCAUUUCCGGGGUCAAGAACUUUUUGCCUGCGAAUAAGGAUCUUACCGUGACCAAGAUCACUGAAUCUAUCAUGGAUCCCUCUGCUGCAUCCAGCUCCGCCAUCGCGAAGACAGAAAAUUACCUAUACUUCGACCCUCGCAGCGCCAAUGCCCGCGGCGCCAUGCCUCCCGCCUCUGCAUCAAGAAACCAGCAGAUGCCCGGCACCAUGGGUAGUGUAGGCCCCGGCACCGGCGCCAGCUUCGGCCAGCGCCGCCAGGCCUUCAACGAAGCGAUUGUCUUCACAGUCGGUGGUGGCAGCAUGGACGAGUAUGGUAACUUGCAGGAUUGGGUGCACCGAACAAGCGGCCAGACUGGACCCGACGGCAACCCAUCGGCCAACCGCGCAUCGGCUGGUGGCCGCCGCCGCGUUGUCUACGGAAGUACAGACUUGAUGAAUGCUAGUGAAUUCCUGUCGGACUCUUUGGCCCCGCUGGGUCGGGAGAGUUGA